CGAAAUGAGCUGAAGCUUUAUGUGGCAGUUGGUGAGACGAGCUCGAAAGGAAAAGCUAUAGAGAGUAACUGCCUUUGGGCUCGGGAGUUUAGUACUCUUCCGUGUGCGUUGUUAGCUUGGCGCGUUGGUGCAUCGUCCGAUUCAUAUUCUCUUCCUCCUUUCUCAUUUUCGCUGGGAAACCUUGCUUAUCGACAACAAAAUGGCUUCAAUCAAUAGCAAUGUGUCCGAGUCAACAGCUGCGGUCGAGUUCGUACGUCCCGAUUUACCAAGUCGUUGCACGUGGCACCGUAAUGCUGAUCCUGCCACCUCGCCUCACACGGUGAAACCUCCGCAACCGCGAAAGAAGAUCAUGUCCAAUAUAUUGGACAAUAUAGGCAACACACCACUAGUUCGAUUGAAUUCUAUCCCGAAAAGCUAUGGGCUCAAGUGCGACAUGCUUGCGAAAUGUGAGUUUUUUAACGCUGGUGGAAGCGUUAAGGAUCGCAUUGGAUUGCGGAUGGUGGAAGAUGCCGAAAAAGCUGGAAAAAUUAAACCUGGAGACGUACUUAUCGAACCGACAUCUGGAAAUACGGGGAUCGGAAUUGCAUUGGCGGCUGCCGUGAAAGGUUAUCGUUGCAUUAUUGUUCUGCCGGAGAAAAUGUCCAACGAAAAAGUAGACACACUAAAAGCACUUGGAGCAGAGAUAGUGCGAACACCAACCUCUGCUACCUUUGAUUCUCCUGAAAGUCACAUCUCGGUGGCCCAGCGCCUAAACCGCGAUAUCCCAAAUUCCAUGAUUCUGGAUCAGUACCGCAAUCCUGGUAAUCCCUUGGCCCACUAUGACAUCACGGCCGAAGAAAUUUUAGAUCAGUGUGACGGCCAUUUAGAUAUGAUAGUCCUUUCAGCAGGAACCGGAGGUACUGCUACUGGCAUUGGCCGUAAAAUAAAAGAAAAACUUCCAAAUUGCAUAGUAAUUGGUGUUGAUCCGGAGGGUUCCAUUCUAGCUGAACCAGCAGAACUGAAUGAAACUGACAAUCCUGGAUUUUAUGAAGUGGAAGGCAUCGGAUACGAUUUCAUUCCGACUGUCCUUGAUCGCUCUGUAGUAGACAAGUGGUACAAAUCGAACGACAAGGAUUCACUGACUAUGUCGAGGAAGUUGAUCAAAGAGGAAGGCCUUCUGUGUGGUGGCAGCUGCGGAGCUGCUAUGUCAGUAGCUGUGAAAGCCGCCCAAGAGCUUAAGGAAGGCCAGAGGUGCGUCGUCCUGCUACCCGAUGGUCUGAGAAAUUACAUGAGCAAAUUCCUAUCGGAUCAGUGGAUGAUGGAACGCGAUUUGCUUGACACAUCGGGUGACGUCUCCGAAAAUCAUUGGUGGUCCAACCUGAAAGUUUCUGCCCUUAAUCUGCAAGCCCCUCUUUCGAUCGUUCCUUCAGUUACAUGCCAAGAGGCCAUAGACAUCAUGAAAAAGGAAGGAUUCGAUCAGCUCCCUGUAGUGGACAAAGAAGGAUCAAUUAAAGGGAUGGUGACACUGGGGUCUUUAAUGACCCGCUUAUUGGCCAAAAAAGCCGACCCGAAGACACCAGUGGAAGAUGUACUCUACGGUCAGUUCAAGCGAGUAACGCUCGGUACGCCGCUUGGAAAAGUGUCGCGCAUUCUGGAACGCGACCAUUACUGCCUGGUCGUUCAUAACCAACGUUUGUCAGAUACAAGUGAUACAGUUGAAGAGCGCACUGUGGUGGUUGGUAUUGUUACCCAAAUAGAUCUUCUGAAUUACAUCACCAGCCAUGUUCAGAUUUAAGAAACUAAGCCAAACGAAAUCAUUUUUUACCGCAAAAAAUCCCAGCAUAAGUUUCGGACCAUUGUUAGCAUAUAUAAUAAACGGUUAUUAAACUGAAAAGAA
Messenger RNA from Daphnia carinata, 1876 nucleotides. Its product is annotated as cystathionine beta-synthase-like. Gene Ontology annotation, cellular component: cytoplasm. The transcript is spliced from 13 exons. The coding region runs from base 200 to 1774 and encodes 524 amino acids. Gene Ontology annotation, molecular function: cystathionine beta-synthase activity; cysteine synthase activity. The record is from RefSeq and is a predicted model, not a curated record. Lineage: Eukaryota; Metazoa; Arthropoda; Branchiopoda; Diplostraca; Daphniidae.